Molecule: messenger RNA, 809 nt
Organism: Pyrenophora tritici-repentis Pt-1C-BFP
Lineage: Eukaryota; Fungi; Ascomycota; Dothideomycetes; Pleosporales; Pleosporaceae
Product: DSBA thioredoxin domain protein
Molecular function (GO): oxidoreductase activity
Source: RefSeq, a predicted model, not a curated record
ACUUCAACAGCAAAGUUGUUUUGGCAAUUCCUCACCGUGGCGUUCCGAGCAAGCCUACGCAAGAUGACCAACUUCCAGGUCAACAUCGUCAGCGAUACCGUGUGCCCAUGGUGCUAUGUGGGUAAAAAGCGUCUGGAGAAGGGCAUCGCAUCCUACAAAGAGAAACACCCAGGCUCAAACGAUACCUUCUCCACCAACUGGUUCCCCUUCUACCUAAAUCCCGAAGCGCGCCAGAGCGUGGACAAGCAGCAAGCAUAUGAGUCGAAGUUUGGAAAAGAGCGAGUGAGAAUGAUGCAAGAGCGCCUGAGUCAAAUUGGCAGAGAGGAAGGCAUCAACUUUAAAUACGGCGGCAAGACUGGAAACACACGCGACUCCCACCGACUUGUGCAGCUUGGAAAGACAAAGGGCCCACAAAUGCAGACACGUGUCAUUGAGGAACUUUUUGCCGCUUACUUUGAGAACGAGAAAGAUAUAAUGAGCCAAGACAUUUUGAUCGAGGCAGGUGUUAAGGCUGGCCUGGAAGAAAAAGAAGUUGAAGAGUGGCUGAAGAGUGGCAAGGGAGGCCCAGAGGUGGAUCAGGAGGUUGAACAAGCGCGCAGAAACGGUAUUUCUGGAGUCCCUAAUUUUGAGAUCAAUGGCCAGUACGAGGUUGGAGGCGCGCAAGAGCCAGCUGCUUUUGUUCAGCUAUUUGAGCGGUUGAAGAGGCAGGAGGGUAAUCUUUGAGACUGCCAAGGUUCCUGAUAUUAUCUAAUGAACUCGCAUACUCGUAGGAAUAUCAAACUUCUGAAUGAUAUCACGACUUAUUUGCA